AUGACAUGUACAAAACAAGAGCGACAACAAUUAAUCCGUUUGGAUCCACAACCCAAUCCAGAACCAUCGCAUCCUCCAAAACGACAACGUGGUGGAAAGUCCAAGAAUAUCACCCAUCGAAAGCAAAACUCUGAUGAAAAGUUCUCCAAGCAAACAACAAGAAAUGAACCUCAAGUCAACAUUGUCCUUAUCACUCGAAGUCUUAGAGUGUCAUCUCACGGCAGAUACUGGAUGGGAAUACUCGAACUCUUACUAUCAAGCAUGGCAUUGAAGGCAUCCUCAAGACUUUACGGAACGAUGAAAGAACGCAAUUCUUGUCUGGCCUGGUCAAAGGUGGUGGAUUUCAACCGACGUGUCAUGAUUUGUGGUCAUCUGUUUGUGAAUGGUGUGUAUCAACUCAUCGUAAGGCGCAAGUGGUCCAAUGAACGUCAUUUCGACGAAGAAACGCUACCCUCUACUGUUCAAGACAAAGCUACGAUUGGUUUCAACAAGAUCCUGACCGCUACGGCUCGUUUGUAUGCUUCAACCAUGAUCAACCAUAUUGUAGAAGGAUUCGAACAGAUUUUUAUCUCAUAUCUGCAAGCACGUUUGGCUCGCAUGGCACCAGCCUUGAAACGCUCCCAAAAGGCUUGGAAGUGUGGGGGGAUUCACUCUGGUUUUACCGAAAUAUUUGUGGCAUCAAACUCUUCUAAUCCUCGUGCAUAUAUAAGUGAUGAAGAUCCCGAUGAACCGAUCCUGUCUUCACCAGAAGAAAGUCUCCAUCAAUUAUCCCAAAACGAACGAGAAAAUCAAGCAGUGGAAACAAAUACAUAUGGUAUUGAUACGAUUGAAAGUGGUAUUGGAUCACCCAAGACAUCCUCGCGUGAAGAAAUUGUCAACUACAUGGUCAACAAACUCAAAAAUCUAGAUCAACCAUUGUCAUUUUAUGGUCAAGAUCUUCAGGAGAUCCGAUUUCUCAACUAUCAUGGUCGACAAAAGGCAACUCUAGAAAUGGUCAAGAUCUUUCCGGAUGGAGGUCGAAAGUAUGGUGAACACUCUGAUCAUGGCAACAGCUUUGGUGCACAACAGCGUCGAUUGAAGAUUGAUGGAUCAAUGAAGCAACAUCGGCGUAAGUUUGGACAAGUCUCAUCUAUUCCAGUACCAAGCAAUACAAACAAAUGGAAACGGCUACCAUAUUCAGGAUCUGACAAUAUUCCCUUGUUAUGCGUUGGUGAUGGCCAGUUUGAUCGAAGUACUUUCCGAAAUAAAUAUCAUGGACUCAUCAAAACAUUCCGAAAGUUUGUUCAAAAUGUGGAUCUCGUGAUUUACAAAACUUAUAUCUAUGUGAAUGCUUCUCGCAAUAUCCUGUCUUUGGCCAUUUUCCCUAUUUUUGGAUCUUCAGUUUUCACCAAUGAAUAUGAUAAUCAAGAAUAUCAAGAACUUUCCAAUGAUGGCCCUCAAAAUCAUCCUGACUAUGGACUCCUUUGUCUGAUUUUGAAUCGUUUUGACAAUGGUGACCGAAUUUGGCAAGACUGA
Molecule: messenger RNA, 1515 nt
Organism: Halteromyces radiatus
Lineage: Eukaryota; Fungi; Mucoromycota; Mucoromycetes; Mucorales; Cunninghamellaceae
Exons: 14
Coding region: 1-1515 (504 amino acids)
Source: RefSeq, a predicted model, not a curated record